This is a messenger RNA of Lipotes vexillifer (Yangtze River dolphin), 303 nucleotides long. RefSeq names its product S100 calcium binding protein A3 (gene S100A3). The record is from RefSeq and is a predicted model, not a curated record. Gene Ontology annotation, molecular function: calcium-dependent protein binding; transition metal ion binding; calcium ion binding. The transcript is spliced from 2 exons. Bases 1 to 303 code for a protein of 100 amino acids. NCBI's taxonomy places the organism in Eukaryota, Metazoa, Chordata, Mammalia, Artiodactyla, Lipotidae.
AUGGCGCCUCUGGAGCAGGCCGUGGCUGCUAUUGUGUGCACCUUCGAGGAAUAUUCAGGGCCCUGUUGGAGACAAGUAAAGCUCUGCCAGGCAGAGCUCAAGGAACUGCUAGAGAAGGGGCUGCCCACCUGGACCCCGACAGAGCUUCGGGAGUGUGACCACAAUAAGUUCAUGAGUGUCCUGGACACCAGCAAGGAUCGCGAGGUGGACUUUGUGGAGUACACGUGUCUGCUUGCCUGCCUCUGCGCCUGCGGCCAUGAGUACUUCAAGGACUGCACCCUGGGCCCCCACUGCUCCCAGUAA